Messenger RNA from Prunus dulcis (almond), 2005 nucleotides. Its product is annotated as NAC domain-containing protein 68-like. The transcript has 5 exons. Gene Ontology annotation, molecular function: DNA binding. NCBI's taxonomy places the organism in Eukaryota, Viridiplantae, Streptophyta, Magnoliopsida, Rosales, Rosaceae. The coding region runs from base 61 to 1605 and encodes 514 amino acids. Gene Ontology annotation, biological process: regulation of DNA-templated transcription. The record is from RefSeq and is a predicted model, not a curated record.
UUCUUCACUCAAUACAAAACAUUUUAUUAUAAUCUUAUUCCAAUUUUCCAAAACAGUUGAAUGGAAGGAGAGAUCAGCAGCAGUAGCAGCACAACAAUAGAUGCAUGGGUGCUGGACUUGCUGCGUGGGUUCAGAUACCAUCCCUCUGAGGAGGAAAUGGUGAACCUUUUGAAGAAGCAGGUGGAGGGCCAGGGCUCCCAAGCCAUGCCUGAAAUCGAGGACAAGCCUUGGGAUUUACCUGACAAUGAAUCUAUCCAACUUGUUCUUCGCUUCUCGGAGAGGAUGAUGCAGGGCAAGGCCUCCCAAGCCCGCCACAUCAUCCCAGACAUUGAUUUCUACAAGUACGAGCCUUGGGAAUUAGCUGGACUCAUGUUGCCAGACUCUCCAUAUCAAACUAGGAUGUGGUUAUGCUUCAGCCGACCUGAUCACAAAUACGCCAACAGUCCUCGCUGCAAUAGGCUCACAGAGAAGGGCUUCUGGAAAAUCACAGGAAAGCCACGAGAAAUCAAGUCUCGACAACUCUCCAAAUCGGUCACUUGCAAAAAGAGGACCUUGACCUUCCAUUUAGGUCGUCCGUCUAAGUCGAGCAAGACUGGCUGGGUCAAGCAGGAGUAUUCUCUCACUUCAACUGUCCCAGGUUCUAAUCUGAGUGGCCUUGUUCUUCUCCGCAUGAAGAAUAAGUCAGCUGACUAUGAGUCUGAUAAUAAGCAGCAGCAGGAUGUUUCAAUCUAUGAUGAAUCAGCUGAUCCUGCUAUUGGUGGCGACAUGGCCUCUAAUUCUCAAGAUGAUCAAGCUGCUGCAAAUCAUAUGAUUCCGGAGGCCGAAGAACAUCUGCUUGGAAGUGGCAAUCAUAAUGAUGGUGAUCCUGGUGGCUUUGUUUCAUCUGAUUUUGCUAUAAUUCAAGAGUUAUGUGCUCAGCUAGGACUGGAUUCACCUUCUCCCCCUCCCGAGCAGCCUCGGUCACACCAGCUACCUCAGCUGGGAAAUGUUCCUGGUACUGGUGACUACCUCGCCUCUAAUUCUGAUAACCAAGCUGCUGCUAUCCAUCAUAUGACUACAGACGAAGAAGAACUUCUGGCCUACAAAGAGCUAGAACGUGUUCUUCUUGGCAGUGGCAAUCCUGAUGAUGGUGAACCUGGUAGCUGUGUUUCAUCUGAUAAGCUUCAAGAGUUAUGUGCUCAGCCAGGAGAAGAUCUGGAUUCACCCGUUCCUCCUCCUGGGCAUCCUGAGCUCAGAAAUGCUCCUGAUGUCUAUACUGAUAAAUGCAGUAUCCGGUCAUCUCCAAUUCGGGAUAAUGAUUCUUCUCUUGCAAACAAGAAUAAUAUUCCAACCAAUUAUGACAGUAAACCAGUUAGCAACACUGUCUCUAAUUUCGAGAAUCAAAAUACAUACCGAAGGAGUUCAGAGGUUUAUUGUCAAUCAGAAGAAAAUCUGCAAUCAUUCUAUCGUUCACUUGAGCUAGAGGAUUACGCAUUCUCUUCACCAAUACCGCACCUGGAUCUGGGAGAUAUUCUGCAUACCAAUAACUAUAUUGGAUGCAAUGCCAAUAACUUUAUUGGAUGCAAUGAGUCGCAACCUGCGGCUCUUUUCCCACAAAGUUCUUGAGUAACAGAAACAUCAUAAACUCUUUCCAAUGACUACAACCUACCAAACUCAUUGGGAAGGGUUUAUGAUGAGGAUGGUGGAGUACAACAGUGACACAAACACUGAAGUACUCCAUUGAAAGAUUAUCCACAUUAGCUAUUGGAGAAACACUCCAAUAUGGUUAAUGAACUACAACAUUUUAUUUAUAGGAGAACAUCAAAAGGGACUUGUAAACCACAAGAGCCCUUGUAAGAAUGUGUCUCCAACUCACAUUAUUACAUACGGUGAUAUUCUGCUACAAAGAAUUCACUAACAACAUAAGUUACUGCUCUGUCACACACAGCAAGGUUUUGGGCAAUUAUGUCCAAAAUCUUUGAUGUGUGUGGAACCAACCCCACCCACACCACCACACCCCCCCCCC